UAAAGGGAUUAUAAACGUACUAAUUUGGUUAAAAAGUUUGUGAUUUUUUUUAAGCGCAACAAUAAUAUAAAAGUAUGUAAUAAUGGGUAUCAUUUUAAUCGUAUUGACCCUCAGAAUAAAGAACACAUGUCAUUUUUACCAUAAAUUGUACGGCGUGAAAACAAAACCUUCCAAAAUUAGCAAAAUUGCGUUUUUCGUUUUAAUUUCCCCACAAAAAUUGUGUUUUUUGGUUGCGCCAUACAUUUUAUGAUAUAAUGAGUGAUGUCAUUACAAAGGACAACUGGUCGCGCAAAAAACAAGCCCCCAUACUAGUCUGUGGAUGAAAAUAUAAAAGAGUUAUGAUUUUUAGAAGGCGAGGAGGAAAAAAUGAAAACGUAAAAAUUAAAUUGUCUGAGUCCUUAAGGCCAAAAUGGGCUGAGUCCUUAAGGGGUUAAUGGGGCCGCACAAACAAUCACUGGCCUGGCUCGUGCCAUAAUUGAACUGCCCCAAUGCGCCAUAACCUAUUAUAAAUAGGGGGAGAUCGGAUGGAUUUGUACCAGUUCUGCGCCACUUUUUUCGGGCACCGUAUUAGUGAAGCUUCGCGGUUGUAUGGCGUUGCAGCCAGGAAUUACAAUGAUGUUAUUGGUGGGGAUCUGGUUCAGUCUUUGACUAAAUAUUUGUAUUUUAUUUUCGAUAUUCUAUAUAAUACAUUUUUUAUCCUAUGUAUGCGCUUUGUCUGACUUUUAUAUUAACUAGGUCUCUAGUAUAAUAUUGUUUAUAAUUGUUUGUAAUUGUUUAUUGCUUAAUUAAUUAAUAAAAAAAUGAAAUUAUUUCUCGUCUUAUUAGCAGUCUAAAGAAACACGGGAUUGUGUGGUCACAGCCACGCCCUCUCCAUUCAUGUCUAUGGGAGGGGCGUUUUGGCUGACACGCCCCCGCCCAUAGAUAUGAAUGGAGGGGGCGUGGCGUGACAUCACGAUCACUACCUCCGGCUCAGAUCGUUCUGGCCAAAAUGUUCAGAACGCUGGUGCAUCGUUGCACCCCUUUAAAAGGGUUGUCCAGGAUUACAGAAACAGCGCCACGCCUGUCCACAGGUUGUGUGUGGUAUUGCAGCUCGUCCCUAUUCACUUCAGUAGAGCCGAGCUGCAAUACCAGACACAACCCAUUAACAAUUUUUAGGGUUUUUCUGAUCCUCAACAACCACUUUGAAACUUUCCCUGUUCUUUUUCCGAACUUAUACUUAUAUUCAGUUCUGUGGUAUUCGAGGCAGCUGUUUUAUGGGAAACAAAAAAUAAAUAAAAAAACAUUUUUGUGGUAUGUUCCGAGGACGGGGGUUGUGGGCCGGCGGUCACAGGACAGACCCCGUGUAUGAAUAUUUCAGGGACAUUGUCCGGCUGCUGCAUGUAUUGUCUCUUCUGUUCCAGAGCCGGGUCCCUGCUGACCGAGCACUGACACAGCAGUCACCUCUGCACCACAUUGUGUGUGAGAUAUAAUAUUCUCUUAUAUACUCAACCCUUUAAGCCCCAGACCUGACUGACCACAGCGCGCUCAUGCGUUUGGUACUUCACCUGUCCUUUUUAAUGGCAACUUUGUGAUGGGCCUUCGGACUAGUUUAGGAUUAUUGGCAACACCCUUGUGAUUAUACGGAACAGACAGGUAAGUGCUAUUAUUAUGGAUGGGACCACAUCUCUUUUAAUACAUGUUCUCUGGAUGAUAGAUAGUUCUGUGUCAUUGCUUUGUUGUUUCUUCAGUGUCGUGAUGAAAACCUACGUGGGGCUCUUGUUGCUGCUGGUCCUGCAGGUCUCGGCCACCUUCAAAAUCUGUGCUUUUAAUAUUAAGAGUUUUGGGGAAGCCAAAGCUUCCAACAAGAAGAUUAUGGGCACGCUAGCCAAGAUUCUUUCUCGAUGUGAUAUCAGCGUCAUUCAAGAGGUGAGAGACUCGAAGGGAGAAGCGGUGCCGGCUCUUGUGAGCGAACUCAACAAAUUUGACGCUGCGCAUCAUUACCAGCAUCUGGAGAGCAAAAGACUGGGGAAGAACAGCUACAAGGAGCAGUAUGUCUUCAUCUACAGAGAGGACACGGUGAAGGUAAUGGACUGGUAUCAGUAUGUGGAAGAUCAUCCAGAACACCCAGAAGCCUUUGCAAGAGAACCCUUCGCUGUCCGCUUCCAGUCACCAACAACAGCUGUUAAAGAAUUUGCGCUGAUGUCUCACCACACGUGUCCUAGUAAGGCGGCCGGCGAGAUCAAUAAGCUCCUACAGGUGAUGCUGCAGGUGAAAAGUCGAUGGAAAAUCCAGAGUCUUAUGCUACUUGGAGACUUGAAUGCUGCCUGCGGCUAUGUGACGGCUGAGGAAUGGCGGAACAUCCAGCGGCGGAGCGGCGACACUUUCCAUUGGCUGAUUGGUGAUAAAGAUGAUACAACAGUGAACCAAAAGACGCACUGCGCGUAUGACCGAAUUGUUGUCCAUGGCGAAGAACUCCUUAAAGGGAUUGUACCGGGUUCUGCAAAACCGUUCAAUUUCAAGAAGAAACUUGGUUUGUCUGAAGAGGAGGCUUUGGAGGUGAGUGACCAUUAUCCGGUGGAAGUAAAUCUCCGCGCAGACCCCCGGAUGGACAGGGAGCUCUGAUCGCCGCUUCAAUAACGCUACAGUGCAUUGUCAAUCCAAUAAAGUGUUUAUUUCCUCAGA
Molecule: messenger RNA, 2661 nt
Organism: Hyla sarda
Lineage: Eukaryota; Metazoa; Chordata; Amphibia; Anura; Hylidae
Product: deoxyribonuclease-1-like
Exons: 8
Coding region: 1648-2601 (317 amino acids)
Biological process (GO): DNA catabolic process
Cellular component (GO): nucleus
Molecular function (GO): DNA nuclease activity
Source: RefSeq, a predicted model, not a curated record